Molecule: messenger RNA, 1095 nt
Organism: Hibiscus syriacus
Lineage: Eukaryota; Viridiplantae; Streptophyta; Magnoliopsida; Malvales; Malvaceae
Product: GTP-binding protein SAR1A-like
Exons: 3
Coding region: 16-810 (264 amino acids)
Biological process (GO): vesicle organization; membrane organization; intracellular protein transport
Cellular component (GO): COPII vesicle coat; endoplasmic reticulum exit site
Molecular function (GO): GTPase activity; GTP binding
Source: RefSeq, a predicted model, not a curated record
UUUAACCUUACAAAAAUGACGGUAAGAAAAAUGUACCAUUACAAGUCAGGAUUACCAAAUCUACUUGUCAGCUCUGCUUUAUUUUUGCUUGUAUUUUUAUGUUAUGAUGAUGAUGAUGAUGAUGAUGAGAAAACCGAGGCCUUGAUCACUACUCUUUCCCUCUUCCACUCAUUGUCGGUCACAAAUUCCUUGUCGAAAUCCAAAACCCAAACCCUAAAAAAUAACACUAUGUUUCUUAUCGAUUGGUUCUACGGCGUUCUUGCCUCCCUCGGCCUCUGGCAGAAAGAGGCUAAGAUCCUCUUUCUCGGCCUCGAUAAUGCCGGUAAAACCACCUUGCUCCAUAUGUUGAAAGACGAGAGAUUGGUUCAGCAUCAGCCAACUCAGUACCCCACAUCGGAAGAACUCAGUAUUGGGAAAAUUAAGUUCAAAGCUUUCGACUUGGGUGGUCAUCAGAUUGCUCGCAGAGUCUGGAAAGAUUACUAUGCUAAGGUGGAUGCUGUGGUGUACCUGGUAGAUGCCUAUGAUAAAGAGAGGUUUGCAGAAUCAAGGAAGGAACUCGACGCACUUCUUUCGGAUGAGUCCCUCGCCAAUGUGCCGUUUCUUAUUCUAGGAAACAAGAUCGAUAUACCGUAUGCCGCCUCAGAGGACGAGUUACGUUACCAUCUCGGGCUCACAAACUUUACCACCGGCAAGGGCAAAGUAAACCUAGCCGACUCAAAUGUCCGUCCGCUAGAGGUGUUUAUGUGCAGCAUUGUCCGCAAAAUGGGAUACGGCGAUGGCUUCAAAUGGAUGUCUCAGUAUAUCAAGUAAGGUAACGAUCCAAGAAACGUGUUCGGAUGUCCCAAACUCCGAUUCCAUCUCAUCACGCCGGACUUGAGGAAAAAUUCAUCAAACUGUUUGAACCAGUCCCUUAGUGGGUUUGUAAGUUUGAUGUAUUCUGUUUCACAAAAAAAAAAACUCGAUGUAUGCUGGUUUUGGAUCUGUAAAAUCUACUUGUGGCAGCAAAUCGAUAGUAUUGUAGUUUUGUCAAUUAGCUUCCAUAUCAUAACCACGUGUAAAAGUUAUAUUAUUUUUAAGGGUUAAAUACUCAAUUCA